AUGGUUUCUAACCACCAGACGAACGCAAAACUCCUGACUCCUGGCCUGCAAGAGGGAGAGCCGCAGGGAGAGGGAGCGAAGCCGCAGGAAGUGAGGCCUGCAGAGCUCCGGCCGCGCGCGAUGGUGAUGCUGCGCAGUUUCAAAUUCAAAGUGGCCGGCUGCGUCCUGCUGGCGCUGACGUCAGUGCUGUGGAGCCACCACCUGUACGCUGCCGGAUGGAGAGGGGGGAACUACGGUGGUGGCUCGGCUGGCAAGCGGGGGGUCCUCAGAUCCUUCAGAAUACGGGUGAAGGAGUCGAUAGGGGACGGCAGGGCGUUGUACAACGAGGAUAAGGGGGCGUGCCCGCUGCAUUACCAAAGGAUGACAUACGAGGAUGUCAGGGACCGAGGGCAGGUCCCCUACCUGCUGGGGGGCCGCCGGCAGCCGCACUGCCGCACCUGCAGCAGCAAAGCCCCCUGGGCCAACUUCUGCUCUUGGGACUACUCCAAAUUCUCAGGGUUCCGCGGGCCGGUGUGCCCGGAGUGGUUACAAGAGCAGCUGCUGACGUGGAUGAUUGAGUCAGCGGAGCGCGGCAGGCCAGGAUUCAAGGAGAUGCUGACAAUGACCCCCUGCGACUUAUUCCCCCUGCUGCGCGGCCGCACGCUGUGGCUCAUGGGAGACUCCAUGAUGCAGGAGUUCAUGAAGGCGAUGAUGUGUUUCCUGGUGGAGUUUUGGGACGUGGACCGUCAGCCGCAGCCGCCAAUCCAGCCGCACAGCGAACCAUACAUCGACUUUGAGUGGCCACUGCAGGGCUGGUGCAUACAGCUGCCCCAGGAUGCGCGGGUAUGCCUGCUGCGUGCCAACACGGCGGACCAGAUGCUGGACAUUGUGUUCCCGGCCUUCCCCAAGCUGGGUGUGAAGCUGGAGGACGUUGUGCUUGUCAAUUUUGCCAUUGACGCACACUACCAUGGUAACAUGACACGGUUCCGAGAGCACGUCUGGUACAACCUGCGCGAGCUGCCGCUCAUGAUGUGGCGCGACUCCAGCGUCCAGCAUUUCGACACCCUCUCAGGUGACUACGUGUGGCCGCCGCGCACCAAUUCCUGCGUUCCCUUCCGGGACGUUUACCUGGAUGACAACAACAAGCUGCACAGCUGGGACCCCGCUCUGCAGACGGUGGUGGAGGGCGGCUGGCGCAACAAGCUAGCAUACGCUGGGCUGGUGGACCUGCAGAUGCCCAUCGUGCACACCUGGAAUGUCUCUCUUGGCAUGUGGAACUACCACACCAACUACAGGGAGGAGCCGGGGGACUGCACUCACAUGUGCCACCCGUCAGCCUACCAGUUUUGGAUCUACGCCCUCUAUGAGACGCUCAAACCGCUGCCGCCCGACGCGCGCGCAUCCGCGCAGCGUCAUCUGAUGCGGCCGGGGACGGCACGGGGACGGCGCGGUGACGCCGGCCGGCGGCUGCUCAGCCGCCAGAUUUGGCCGAGCCAGUGCCCCCGGGAAUAUAGGGUGCACGGGGGUUGA
Molecule: messenger RNA, 1509 nt
Organism: Coccomyxa subellipsoidea C-169
Lineage: Eukaryota; Viridiplantae; Chlorophyta; Trebouxiophyceae; Coccomyxaceae
Exons: 11
Coding region: 1-1509 (502 amino acids)
Source: RefSeq, a predicted model, not a curated record